Messenger RNA from Condylostylus longicornis, 1360 nucleotides. It is a transcript of the gene Lint-O, whose product is annotated as histone acetyltransferase KAT6B. Gene Ontology annotation, molecular function: protein binding. The transcript has 4 exons. The record is from RefSeq and is a predicted model, not a curated record. NCBI's taxonomy places the organism in Eukaryota, Metazoa, Arthropoda, Insecta, Diptera, Dolichopodidae. The coding region runs from base 193 to 1284 and encodes 363 amino acids.
UUGUGGAGCCGUUAACUUAACAAUUUUAUUGUAAUAAUAUUUUUUCAAACUGAGAUAGGAAAAUUAUAGUGACAUAUGUGCAUCUUUUUUCUAGUUUAAAAAUUGCUAAUUGAAGUUUAUUAAUUAGUUGCAUGUAAGUUUUCUAUAUUGAUUGAUGUAAGUUAAUUGAGGGAAUUUCAAAAAUACUCAAAUAUGAAACGUUUGGGAAGACCACCAAAAAGUUUGGCUAAAGUAAAACCGCAGCCAAUUGAAACUGUUAGUUCACGUGUUGGUGGACGCGAAAGAAAAGCAAAAAAAGUAUUCGAUCCUUCUGAGAAUAACACUCCUAAAAAACGCAUUAAGGCAUCUAAAUCAACAGAAAGGGGCCGGAAUGAGUAUUUGGAAACAAAAUUUAAAUCUAGAACUGAAAGCAAGAGUAUUUCCCCAAAAUCAAAGUACAAUGGAGAUGAAUAUUGCUCAAUUUGCAAUAAAGAGGAGAAAAAGCUAAAACUAUUGGCUAACUGUAAUGAUUGUAACUUAAAAGCCCACAUCGAUUGUUUAAAAACAAAGUUUGAAGAUAAGAAACUUUUGCACGUUAAAUGGCGUUGUGACAAUUGUAAAACGUGUGCUAUAUGCUAUGAAACAGAAGAGAUUGGAUCAUUAAUUACUUGCUCGGUCUGCAUUAAUAGCUACCAUAUUACUUGCCAUAUUCCAAAAGUCAAUGUUAAAACAGUAAAUCAUGAAGACUGGCGUUGCACAAAAUGUCCUGCCCCAUCAGUAUCUAAACAAACAACCAAUCCGACUGUACAAACUAAGCCACAAAUUCUAAAACCUCAAACAACUACUGCAAAAUGUAAUUCUACGCCUUCAUUGUCUUCGGAAAAUAGUUCUUCAUCAUUUUCUUCAGUUACAGCCCAACAAUCUGUUUCAAAAAAAGACACAAAUAUUGUUAAAAGUGCCAUUUCGGAUACAGUUAAAACAACUGUUAAAGAAGAAAGUUCUGAAGGAUCGGGUACAGAGACUAAACAAAAUUUUGAUAAAAACUUUCAAAAAUUUGAUUUAAAAGAAAUUCCAGAUAUUUCUUCAUGGUCUUGCGAAAAAUUAUCUGAAUUUAUGAAAAAAAUAUUCCCAUACGGAGCUAAACUGUUGCGAGAACAAGAUAUAGACGGUCAAUCAUUAUUAUUAAUGACACGAAAGGAUGUUUUGAGUUUGAAUUUAAAACUGGGUCCUGCAUUACGAUUAUAUAAUUUUAUAGUUAGUUUGCAAACCAGAAAAAAUGAUAGUUAUGCAACAUGGAUUUAUUAAAGAUAAUUUUUGAUUUUUGAAGUAUUUAAUUAUACAAUUUAAGCAUUAUUAAGGGAAAUAGAUUUUUUGAACUUUA